Molecule: messenger RNA, 1888 nt
Organism: Bombina bombina (fire-bellied toad)
Lineage: Eukaryota; Metazoa; Chordata; Amphibia; Anura; Bombinatoridae
Product: elongin-A-like
Exons: 11
Coding region: 1-1710 (569 amino acids)
Biological process (GO): transcription elongation by RNA polymerase II
Cellular component (GO): nucleus; elongin complex
Molecular function (GO): protein binding
Source: RefSeq, a predicted model, not a curated record
AUGAGAGAUCAGCGAGUGGAAAAAGCCCCUGCCUUACUAGAGCACCUUGUUACUCAGGCUCGGGGAUUCAAGGAUGCUGAGCCAUCCGCCUCGGGGGGCCCUGCCCUCCGAGAGGAAACCGGAAUUGGGAAGACUGUAAAUGGUUUUCGUAAACACUCGGAUGUGGGUGAUGUUGCUAAAGCUAUUGUUGUUCAGUGGAAGAAGCUUGUCCCAGAUGGGAAGGAACAAGAUCAGAAACCAAAAAUUGAGCAUGAUAAAAAAGAGAGAGUGGAAAAUAAGACAGCCAGACACUCUACUGAGGAUAAGGUUUUAAAAUCCAUCAAUUCCAGUAAGUCUGCUGAAAGUGGUGUAAACAAAAACAAACCUUUGUCUAAAGAGAAGUCGGAGAAAUCCAUAAGUAACAAAGAACACAGUGGUAAGCUUAAAAAUCAUUCCAAUACUGCAGACCAUAAAUUGAAUAGCUCUGAUUCUCCUGAAAAAGUUGAAAAGCAUUCUUCUUUGAACUCUGCUGGGGAGAAGAAGAAAACACCUCAAAAUUGCAAACUGAAACACACUGAUAAAAGCCAUAACAUAAUGGUGAAGAUCUCAAAUCAGAGUUCAGAACGUACAAUUUUUUCUGAUGAGGAUUUUGAGACCCCAACAAUGUCAUUUGAAUCUUACCUUAAUUAUGACCAGAGUUCAAGUAAAAGGAAAAAAAGGUCUCAUUCUUCAACUGAGCCACCAAAAAAGAUCCAAGUAUGCAAGCAGUAUUGCAAUUUGGAGUUAUCAAAGACUGAAACUUUACCAACUGCUACAAACAAUACAGAACAUUUUGUUAAACCGAAAGAUGCUGCACCUUGUGUAAGUGAGGGCAAAACAGGUUCCUUAGAAGAUUUGCUUAAUGUCCCUCUACCCAAAUUUUUACCAGAACAUACUAUGUUUUCUUCUCCACCUCAUUUCACAGAAUUCAAAGAAGACCAAGCCCAUGAAGUCACUGAACCAGAGGCUGAAUCAAGUGUGUUUACCGGACGCAGAUUAAAUUCUAAAAUGUUGGUAUAUUCCGGUUCAAAAUUAAUUUAUCUUCCUAAGAUGUUAACAUUAUAUGAACAAUGCUUACGAGUUUUACAAAAUAAUGUUGAUGCCAUACAAGAAGUUGGAGGCGUACCAUUUGACAUUCUUGAACCUGUCCUUCAGCGUUGCACACCUGAGCAGCUAAGCCGUAUUGAGGAAUGUAAUCCGGCUUUUAUUGAAGAUUCUGACCACUUAUGGAAGAAACACUGUGAAAGAGAUUUCAAAAACCAGCGGCUUUUGGAGUAUGAGUCAUGGCGAGAAAUGUACAUGAGACUCUUCAGUGAGAGAGAAGAAAAGUUGAAGAUGAUUACCCAAAAUAUCAGUUAUGCCCAUUCAGGAAAACCAAAAGGUCGUCAAGUUAAACUGGCAUAUAUACAUGGUGCAGCUAAGCCUCCGCGGAACAUUCGGCGCAAACAAGAGAUCAAUGGGACAGCUGGGCCAAUUGAACAGCUUCAUCCCUUAGAUAAAUUAAAGUUGAAAUCUGAAACUAGAGAUAAAUGUGCUACCAUUAACAAUCCAAAUGUUUCAAACCCUUCUACAACCACAAGCAUAAAUCACAGUGGUGGACAAAACCAAGAUCAGAGACGUGCUAUAAAGAGAAUUGCACCAAUGAUGGCAAAAUCCAUGCGCGCUUUCAGGAACAGAGUAGGACCAAGAUAAGUUUAAGAUGUCUCCAUACUCCUAUAUAUUUUUUUUUAUAUAUAUUUUUUUUUUAUUCUGAAAAAAAAAUCUUUACAGUGCAAAAUGUAAAUUAUAUAAUUUUUCUUCACAAGGCACUUAAACAAGAAUUAACUUCAGUAUGUAUAAAAUUUGUAUUCUAAUAAAGUAUAAACCAUAA